This is a messenger RNA of Spirodela intermedia, 396 nucleotides long. NCBI's taxonomy places the organism in Eukaryota, Viridiplantae, Streptophyta, Magnoliopsida, Alismatales, Araceae. The record is from the annotation of a GenBank genome assembly.
AUGGCUUUGUGGGGCUUUGUCACGGGAAGGCUGAUGGUCAUUCUCGUCGUCGUGGUAGCAUCUUGUCUGGGAUGUGAGGGGAGGGGUUGUCACGACAACGAGCGGGGGGCUUUGCUCGAGAUCAAGAAGCUGCUUAACCCCCCUUCCGACAGCUCGGACAUGUACCACUGGGGUGACUCAACAAUGGAAGAGGGAAAAAACUGCUGCCAAUGGUUUGGCAUUACCUGCAACCCCAACACCGGUCACGUGGUCGGGCUGUAUUUAUACGGCGAGGAUCGGAGUGAUGUGGAGGAAACAUGGCGCCCAAACCUCACCAUGUUGGCGGAGUUUGGGCAGCUAGAGAGCUUGAAUCUGUGGGGGAAUCAGAUAGGCGGUGGCAUUCUAGAGGGUGAGUAA